CAUUCUCUGCUCUUCCCCACCCCCCUUCUCCUCAUAAUAUCCUCCCAUUAUUACACAACACAUGCUGCUGCUGCUCUCAGGGUCACCAUUGGUUUAAACUGUGAAUUGGAAGGGUUUUUUUUUUGGUAAAUAUCCAGAAAGGAACUGCGGGCAGUCAGCUUGGCAGUGCAUGGAAGUCAGUCAUAUGCUGUAGUGUUUAUCUGCCCUGCAUAGUCAGAACGUUAGAAUCUUUCCCCUGUGCCUCGUCCCUGCUCCGUUGCACCAAUUCCACUGAAGAAUUGUAAGAUCUUGGGGGAGUAUUGAGUGUUCGCUAUGCAGCCACAAGAAGCCACUGGUGUGCAGUACAGCAGGUGGAAUGAGAACAACCAAGACCAAGUCAGUGUAAACACCUCUACGACAGAUGCGCCAGCAUGGAGAAGGGUCUACAACCUGUUGUGCACGGGGAAGCUUGGCAUCGCCAUGAAAGUGGCUGGGGGACUUGCACUGUUCUGGAUCAUUUUCAUUAUUGGAUAUGUCACUGGAUAUUAUGUUCACAAAUGCAAGCAGCAGUGACACCCUGCCAACUCAAGGGCCACAUUCUGGGAUGUGCAUUAUAGGAGCCAGGCCUUAAUUCUUCAGACCGACUGGUAGUUUCCACAUAUAUUCAAAUAAAGAGAAGGUUGUGAAAAAUGAACAUUUUAGGACACAGCUGAAACUACUGUAUGCUCUGUAUGGAGCAGAGAAUAGCACAGAUACUUCUACUCUUAUAAUACAUUUUUAUGACUGCAGUCUAUAUUAUAUAAUGUGUUCUAGCGUCUGGAAAAUCAUUUGGAUAUUUUUCAUAGCAAGAACAGUAUAACUAGUGAAUCAAUGAUCUUUACCAUUUACUAUGCUAACAUGCACCACAUCAACCAAUUAGUUAUGCACUUUCAUAUUGAAACUUCAGCAGAUGGUUCUGAGCUUGUUGCAAUGGGUUACAGCAUGUCUUACUUAGUAAAUGAGUAAAACUACACCUUGGAUUACUUCUCCAUCUAUUUUAAUCAGUGCUUUGAGCCAGUGUAUGUGUCUGUGCAUACACAAUCUGUGCAAAUAAAAUAAUGCCUCUCCAAAGUUCCUGUACACAUUCAUGGAGAGGCUAGUGCCCUUAUGUGUGCUGGAUGAUUAUUGCUUUGAUAAUUACUGUCAAAAGGCAGAGGACAACAAUAUAAUUUGAACUGUUUUUCUUUCCCCCUAUAAAAUCAAUUAUAAUGGUCUGAUCCACUUCAUCAUAAGCAGAAAAGAGCACUAAGAGCUAACAUAUGUACCUCCAUGAGCACUGUAUAUUGCUGAUAAAGAAAUGUAUACUGUUCUCUUGCUGAUCUCAGGAGUAAAUCUAGGAGCUAUCAUUUAAAUAUAUUCAUAUAUUUCUA
Molecule: messenger RNA, 1388 nt
Organism: Xenopus tropicalis (tropical clawed frog)
Lineage: Eukaryota; Metazoa; Chordata; Amphibia; Anura; Pipidae
Gene: smim1
Product: small integral membrane protein 1 (Vel blood group)
Exons: 3
Coding region: 313-552 (79 amino acids)
Source: RefSeq, a predicted model, not a curated record